Ramularia collo-cygni is the source of this 2094-nucleotide messenger RNA. RefSeq names its product related to glutamate carboxypeptidase II. Lineage: Eukaryota; Fungi; Ascomycota; Dothideomycetes; Mycosphaerellales; Mycosphaerellaceae. The transcript is spliced from 3 exons. Gene Ontology annotation, molecular function: carboxypeptidase activity. The coding region runs from base 1 to 2094 and encodes 697 amino acids. The record is from RefSeq and is a predicted model, not a curated record.
AUGAUUUUCAGCUUGUUCCUCGCAGCCCUGCUCGGCGAGAGAGCUGUGGCACUACCAUCUUCAUUUGAAAUCAAAGGACAAUCCAUAUCCUCCGACCUCACAAUCAACGAGGACUUGAUCCUGAAAACCAUCAGCAACGACAGCAUUGCCAACUUCUCUUACUACUACACCCAGGGGCUUCAUCUCGCCGGCACCAAUCAAAGCCAGGCUCAGUGGACUGCGGAUCGCUGGAGUGAAUUUGGAUUCAACAGUCGGCUAGACGUGUACAAUGUCUUUUUGAACUACCCACUUGACAACAGCUUGAACGCUACCUGGACCAAUGGCAGCACCUACUCGCCAGUCCUGGAGGAGGAUAUUCUCGAGGAGGACCCCGUCACUGGAUUCCCGAAUCGCGUUCCGACCUUCCACGCCUAUUCUGCAAGCGGCACGGCUGAAGCCGAGUACGUCUAUGUCGGCCGAGGACAAAUUGCCGACUUCGAACGCCUAAAGGAACUGGGCAUCGAACUCGAGGGUAAGAUUGCUGUUUCUCGCUAUGGCGGGCCCUUUCGCGGAAUCAAAGUUCAGAACGCUCAGGCGUAUGGCAUGAUUGGCUGUGUUCUCUUCAACGAUCUCGCAGAUGACGGCGAAAUCAAAGUUGAGAAUGGAUACGAGGCAUAUCCGGACGGCCCGGCGAGAAACCCCACGUACGUUCAGCGUGGCUCCGUCCUUUUCCUGUCCAUUCGUCCCGGAGAUCCAACCACCCCUGGCUACCCUUCGAAGCCGGGAGUAGAGAGAGCUGCCAGAGAUGAUGUUACUCCAGCUAUUCCUUCCCUGCCCAUCAGCUACGCCAACGCUGGUCCAUUACUUGCUGCUCUUGAAGGCUUUGGAUCUUCUGGAGAAGAGGUGAAUCGCACCAACUGGGUCGGCGACCAUGAUGUUGGCUACUUCACUGGCCCUGCCCCCGGUGUCACACUCGGACUGUCCAACCUGAUGAACGAGACAUAUACCGAUAUCUGGAAUGCCAUUGGGAUCAUCAACGGCACCGAUCCCACCGAAACCAUCAUCCUCGGAAAUCAUCGAGAUGCCUGGAUGAUUGGAGGAGCUGGUGACCCCAUUAGCGGUUCGGCGUCUGUGAAUGAAGUUGCCAAAGCUUUGGGUGCUUUAAUGGAAACCGGAUGGAAACCAAAGCGAAACAUUGUUCUCGCUUCGUGGGAUGCUGAAGAGUAUGGAUUAGUCGGCUCGACAGAAUGGGUGGAAGAAUUUCUCCCAUGGUUAAGUGACACUGCUGUCACCUAUAUCAAUCUUGAUACGGCCUGCAAUGGACCAAUUCCAGACUUUUCGGCCACUCCUGAAUUGCACCAGAUCGGUAUCGAUACCAUGAAAAAGGUGCAAUGGCCGGGCACCAACGGUACCAUGUACGAUGCCUGGUACAAUGCAAGUGAGGGAGUACCCGGGGUUCUGGGUAGCGGAAGUGACUACACUGCUUUCCUGCACAAGGGAAUCUCUUCGUUCGACGUUGGUUCAGGUGGCGGCCCAACAGAUCCCGUCUUCAUGUACCACAGCAACUACGAUACCUACGAAUGGAUGGCGCGAUUCGGUGAUCCAGGCUUCCAUGUUCACGCUGCCAUGUCUCAGUACGUGGCGCUCUUGACUUAUACUCUUGCGAGCGAAGAGGUUGUCCCGUUCAACGUCUCCAACUUUGCUACUCAGAUGGAUGCAUACUACGAGGAGCUGCAAGAAAUCAUCAAAGAAGGUGGAGAAGAGCUCGAUACGACCGCCCUCAGCGAAGCCAUUGAUAAUUUCCGGGUCCACGCUUUGGAAGCGGAGACAUUGACAGCACAAGCGGUCGCAGAACACGACUUGGAUUUGAUCGCCGUGCAGAACAAAAAGUACAAGGAUUUCCAUCGUGGCUUUAUCGCUACUCCUGGACUACCCGGUCGUCAAUUCUUCCGCCAUGCGGUAUUUGCUCCWGGUCGCGAUACAGGCUAUGCUCCAGUCACGUUUCCCGGUAUCACAGAGGCAAUAACCUUUGACGGUAAUUACACGCUGGCGGCUGAGUGGGUGGAUGCGACUGCGGAAGCCAUUAAUAUCGCGGGAGAUAUUUUGGCCACUUAG